Parnassius apollo (apollo) is the source of this 288-nucleotide messenger RNA. NCBI's taxonomy places the organism in Eukaryota, Metazoa, Arthropoda, Insecta, Lepidoptera, Papilionidae. The record is from the annotation of a GenBank genome assembly.
AUGCAUUGCUUUUUUGCUGAGCAGAAGCCGUCUAUUCUUGUCACGGAGCAAAACCUGGCAGACCGAGUUCGGUACAUCAUGCGCUCGAAAAUAUUUGAUGAUGCCGAGCUCGAUCGACUACGACUUGAGGCCAUUCCCUCAUCGAAUGAAAUGGCUAUGGCUGGGGAUGCGGCUCCUCAGGCGACAGACCAGCAUCCACACGUGGAAGCCACAAUGGAUCUUCCAGUUGUGAUUGAAACGGACUAUACUGAAAUGGUCUCCAAAUGGUCUCAAAAAUGGAGCAAAUGA